AUCAAUUUGAAAUCGAAAGCAGCUCAGGCGCUAAACGCGAUUUUCAAAUCGUGGAAUAUAACGGCAAUACCGUCGUGGAACAUAAGCGGCGAAAUUUGCAGCGGAGACGCAAUCAACGACGCCGUCACCCUCGAAAGCAGUGAUCAUAACCCUUUCAUCAAAUGCCUCUGUCAUUAUGAAAACGCCACUACCUGUCGAAUAAUCGCAUUGAAAGUUCGGGCGAUGGAUGUUACAGGACCAAUUCCUGAUGAGCUUUGGACUCUGGUUUACAUCACACGUUUUACUUUUGGGGCCAAUGCAUUGUCAGGACCAGUUCCUAAAGAAAUCGGACUACUUACUGAUUUAAGAUCACUUGCCCUUGAUAUAAAUAGUUUCUCUGGUUCUCUACCAUCAGAGAUUGGAAAAUGCAAUAGGCUACAGAAAAUUUACAUCGCAAGUUCAGGACUUACCGGUCAGAUCCCUCCAUCGUUUGCUAAUCUUGUGGACUUGGAAGAGGCUUGGAUUAAUGAUAUCCAACUCACAGGUCAGAUACCAGAAUUUAUAGGAAAAUGGACAAAGCUUUCUGCACUGAGAAUUCUAGGGACUAAUUUGAGUGGUCCUAUUCCAUCGUCAUUUGCCAACUUAAUUUCUUUGACCGAGUUGAGACUUGGUGAUAUAUCCAAUUGUAACUACACUCUCGAAUUCAUCCGGAACAUGACGUCUCUUAGUGUCUUAGUAUUAAGGAACAAUAAUCUUAUGGGGACAAUACCUUCCAAUAUUGGAGAAUAUGUGAAUCUGCGACAACUUGAUUUGAGUUUCAACAACCUUACUGGUGAAAUUCCAGAUUCUCUUUUCAACUCAAACCAACUUACUCAUUUGUUUCUUGGAAAUAACAAGUUGAACGGUUCCUUACCCACUCAAAAGAGUUCCUCUCUUAUCAAUAUAGAUGUAUCAUACAAUGAUUUAGCAGGGAAUCUUCCUUCUUGGGUUAGCCUACCAAACUUGCAACUUAACCUGAUAGCCAACCACUUCACAUUAGAUGGUUCUAACAAAAGAAGAAUUUCCAAUGCAAUCGUGGCAAAGGAAUAUGCAAAUUUCAACUUUUCAGUCAAUUGUGGAGGCCUAGAAAUAAGGUCUAACAGUGGAGCGUUGUACGAGAAGGACGAGGAGGCGCUUGGCCCAGCUUCGUUUUUUGUUAGUAAAACGCAGAGAUGGGCAGUAAGCAACGUAGGACUCUUUACUGGGAGUAACACUAACCAGUACAUAGCUCUUUCAUCAUUUUUCAUACAAUCUCCAAACACUUCGGACUCAGAGCUUUUUAAGUCGGCUAGACUGUCUGCGUCUUCUCUAAGGUAUUAUGGAUUGGGGCUAGACAAUGGUGGCUAUACUGUAACAGUUCAGUUUUCUGAUGCGCAAAUACAAGGUUCUAAUACCUGGAGAAGUCUUGGAAGGAGAGUUUUCGACGUAUAUGUCCAGGGAAAGCUUGUCGAAAAGGAUUUUGAUAUACAUACAUCAGCUAAUCGUUCUGAUGUCCGAGUAGUUCAAAGAGCAUUUAAGGCAAAUGUAUCUGAAAAUUACUUAGAAAUACAUCUUUUCUGGGCUGGAAAAGGGACAUGUUGUAUUCCUUUUCAAGGGACUUAUGGGCCUUUAGUCUCAGCAAUCAGUACAAGUGACCUUUAUGAUCUUCGCAAGAGAGCAGGAACGAGAAGUAUCUUGGUGUUUGCUCUCAUUGUUCUGAUCAUCCGUAGGAAAAGAAAAAGGAAAGCAAAUGAAGAAGUGCUACUUAGUUUGGACAUAAAGCCCUACACAUUUAGUUACACAGAGCUCAAAACUGCAACUCAAGAUUUUGAUCCUUCGAACAAACUUGGAGAGGGAGGAUUUGGACCUGUUUAUAAGGGAAAACUCAACGAUGGAAGAGAGAUAGCUGUGAAAAAAUUGUCAGUUGCAUCAAGGCAAGGCAGUGAUCAAUUUGUUGCGGAGAUUGCAACUAUAUCAGCUGUUCAGCAUCGUAACCUCGUAAAACUCUAUGGAUAUUGCGUUGAGGACGACCAGCGUUUGCUAGUAUAUGAAUACCUCUCAAACAAAAGUCUAGAUCAAGCUCUCUUCGAGGAACAGAGUUUGCAACUUAGUUGGUCAGACCGUUUUGGGAUAUGCUUAGUAGUAUGAUGGAGACUCUUCACAUUGGUUUAUCAAAAUCUCUUUUAGGAAAUCUUUUUUAUUAAUUUAUCAAAGUAUGAAUACAAUAUGAGGCGUAUCAGAGUAGCCAGAGGUUUAGCAUAUAUGCAUGAAGAGUCAAGGCUACGUAUAGUUCAUAGAGAUGUGAAGGCAAGCAAUAUUCUUCUCGACUCGGAUCUUAUCCCAAAAAUCUCUGAUUUCGGUUUGGCCAAGCUAUAUGAUGACAACAAGACGCACAUGACUAGCCGAGUUGCAGGGACUAUUGGAUAUCUUUCACCAGAGUACGCCAUGCUUGGACACUUGACUGAGAAGACCGAUGUGUUUGCCUUUGGUAUUGUGGCUCUAGAGAUUGUUAGUGGGAGACCAAACUCUUCACAGAACUUGGAUGAUGAUCAAACAUACCUUCUCGAAUGGGCAUGGAGCUUACACGAAAACAAUAGUGAUGUGGAACUAGUGGAUCAGGAUCUAACAGUAUUUGAGGAGGAAGAAGUGAAACGUGUGAUUGGUGUUGCCUUCUUAUGCACGCAAACAGAUCAUACGAUACGACCAACGAUGUCACGUGUGUAGCAAUGUUAGGUGAUGUGGAGGUAAAUGAAGAUGAUGCAAAGCCAGGCUAUUAUCUUUCAGAGAGAACAUUCGAGAAUGAAAUGGGCUUCGUAGAAACAAGGAAGCAGCACUCAACCUCUAGCCCACUCAUAUCAGAACGUCAUUAUUGAUCGAUGUUUAAGAAAGCAGUAUGCUAAACCAGUGACUCUGAGUCUAGCAAAGGGUGACCAUUAGCCUAGUCCUAAUCGAAAUCUAUACGUUUUUUAGGGGGUUUAGAAAAUUUUAUAAUAAACUAAAAAAAUAUAAUAAACAUAAUUAAAUAAUCUUGAUAAACACGAUCUAACCACACUUGGGGAGGGGAUGUGUAAUUUAGACAAGCCGAUUUGAUUUAAACAAAUCCAAAUUCUAAUAUCGUUUAAACUAUUUAAUUUUUCUAACUUGUAGGAUCAGUGGUGUGGAGUCUUUGCAUUAUUUUUUACUGUUUUUAUCUUUUGUGUGCAAUAUGCAUGCUUUGAUUUGAAUAUUUUAUCUACAUAUACCAAUUUGAGUUUGAUUCAUAACUACAUCAUAUUUUAUUAU
Messenger RNA from Thlaspi arvense, 3279 nucleotides. Lineage: Eukaryota; Viridiplantae; Streptophyta; Magnoliopsida; Brassicales; Brassicaceae. The record is from the annotation of a GenBank genome assembly.